AGCUGUGUCUCCCUCCUGUUUUCCAUUCCUUGAUUGUCCUGUGAGUAUAUAAGCCCUGUGUUUUCUCCUGCUGUUUGCUGGUCCGUCUGUGUUUUGUCCCCGAGUCUCUCUGUGUUCCUCUGUGCUUUAUGUACCUCUGCUCUCUGUCUCCUUGCGUUCAGGAAACUUUGUAAAAUUUUGACUAACCAUCACCACAACAGCCUGGCACCACCUCCUCCUCAAAAGAGGAUGAGGAUAAAUGUCUAUGCAUUUAGUGCUAAGUUGAUGUAUCGAGGAGUGGUCCUCUCUGGAGGAGAGGGAGAAGGAAGGUGAUACAGCAAAUGAAAGAGUGUGGCCAGGUACCUAAGUAAUCCGGAGACAGAGGAGUGCAUGAGCGCAUGAGUCCUGAAGUAUGCUGCCUUACAGGAAAGUGUUUGGAUUCAACCAGCCUAAAUAAUCAGCAGGACAUGAGACUUAAGCACAUCUCACAAUUUAUUUUUGCUCGUGACCUCUUCAGUUUGUCUGGUUUGGGUGUUAGUGGAUGAAAAUCCAAUUUUUCUGGCGAAUUCUUCACCACAAAGAUGACACAACUGAAUGUUAAAAACGUUAUAUAUAGCUUCACACAUGACACACCUCCAGCAUUUGCAUAACUGGUUAUUAAAACAGACAAAGAUCGGCACAGCUUGCAGACGCCACACAACUCGUCUUCUUCACUUUGCUAAACUGGACUGAAGGACUGAAGGACUAUGUCUUCUAAAAGGAAGAUUGUAGUUGUUAUCCUGGGAAGAGAUGAAGCCUUGAAGAAAGCUCUAAUAACCAACAUCCUGGGAAAAGAUUUAUCCAAAUUAAAUAAAAGACAAGCUUUGAAAAAAAUUGAGAUUUAUGUAAAUGAUAUAUAUGAAGUCAUGUUUACGCCAGACUUGUAUGCAGAAUUUAAGGACAUACAAGACUUGUUGUGUAUUAAUCGAUAUCCUGACAUGUGUUUGCUGGUGGUAGAACAUGGCUUUUCAGCAGACGAUGCUCGGAAGCAGAUAGAACAUCUGAGCAAUAAGACUGAAAAACCUACAGAAGAGUUUAUGGUUUUGCUCCCACUGAGUUAUAAACCCACAGAUUAUCCGUUCAUAUCCUGCACCAUGGAACAGGUUUUCUGUGAACUCGACAGACUGGCUGAAGGCAGAAAUCUGAUGCUAACCAAAACAAAUGAGGUCAGAGACCAGAGACGGGAGAGUGCGCAGACAGCUGGAAAGCCAGCGGAUGUGUGUGCCGAACCAGGAAAACAGCCUAUAAGUGAAAAAUCAAUCAAAACCAUUAAGCAACCACAGGAACAGAGUGCCGGGUCACGGCCAUUUGUACCUCUUCCACGUUUGUCAGCACCACGCACUGUGACAGGAAUGCCAGGAAUCAAUACAAUACAACACUUCAAUACAGCAAAGCGUACCAGCAACAAAGUGAACCUUGUUCUCCUGGGAAUGUCUGGCACUGGAAAGAGUGCCAGUGGGAACACCAUCCUUGGAAAGCCAGUCUUCUUCUCUAGACCCAGUUCACAGCCAGUCACCAAAGAUUGUGAGAUAGCAGAAACAGAGAUAAAUGGCAAACAUGUGCGUGUGAUAGACACUCCAGACAUGUUUGAUGAUGACAUUGAAGAAUCAGUUAAGAACAAACAUCUAAAACGGUGCAAAGAGCUCUGUGAGUCGCACCCUUGUGUGUUUGUACUUGUGAUGCAUAUAAGCAGAUUUACAGAUGGUGAAAGAAACAUACUGAAACAACUGGAAAAAGCUUUUGGGAGGAAUGUUAAAGAACAAAGUGUCAUCCUGUUCACUAAAGGAGAUGAUUUGCAUCAUGCUGGAAAAACGCUGGCUGAUUUUCUGCAUAGUUGCCAACCUGAUCUGAAGGAAAUGAUUCAACAGUUUGGCAACAGAUGUGUUCUCUUUGAGAAUAACAGAUCAGGUUCUGCUCAGGUGGAAAAGCUGCUGGACACAGUGAUCAUGGUGUUAGAAAAACAGCAGAAAUGAUAAUGUCAUGUAUCAGAUCAUGUCCAGUGUAAAGAUAUAAAAAAUUAUAAAAACUGGGUUUAUUAUUUGUGUAUUAUGCAAGAGUCUACCUGAAAAUAUCAAGUGCCUUGAGGCAACUGAUGCUGUGAUUUGGAGCUGUAUAAAACUGAGUGGAACUAAAUCAAACUGAAAAAGGGUUGACCAUGACAUUAUUUGAUGUAUUAAACAAGUAGAUCUUAUAAAUCCCAUAAAUCUUAUAAUUUUCAUUUUCAGGCUUUAUUUUACUUUUUUCCUACAAAUCAACAAAUGAAAGUGAUGGAUUUAAAAAUUAUGUUGGGUUUUCUCUAAUUGUUGUUUGUGAAUCUUGGUCAGAUUAAUCAACCUCAUUUUGUAAAGUGUAACAGUAACAAAUUAUUGCUGAAUUCAAUAAAACGCAGUUAAUGUGC
Oreochromis niloticus (Nile tilapia) is the source of this 2416-nucleotide messenger RNA. RefSeq names its product GTPase IMAP family member 6. Lineage: Eukaryota; Metazoa; Chordata; Actinopteri; Cichliformes; Cichlidae. The transcript is spliced from 6 exons. The coding region runs from base 726 to 1991 and encodes 421 amino acids. The record is from RefSeq and is a predicted model, not a curated record. Gene Ontology annotation, molecular function: GTP binding.